Molecule: messenger RNA, 3200 nt
Organism: Chironomus riparius
Lineage: Eukaryota; Metazoa; Arthropoda; Insecta; Diptera; Chironomidae
Source: the annotation of a GenBank genome assembly
CAGAUAUCCAAAUUUGCUUGGUAUAUAUUUAAUUUAAUAAAUUAAAUUGAUUUUAAUUACUGUAUUUUUUAUAAGAAUUUUACAAUAUAAUAAUUAAAACAAGUACAUAAUAGUUACUGACGUAUAGGAUAAACUUCAAGAAAUAUUUAUUUUUCUCGGAAUAUUUUUGAAAUUUUAAGAACAAAGAGAUUGUUUUACUCUGUCAAUGACACUUGAGUACGAUGGGAUCAGUUCAAAGUCGUAAGGAAAGUAACACACAAUUUAUCAAAAGUGAUGUUGAAAUUAUCAUUAGCGAGCCGGAUUAUUCAGAUAAUGAAGAAGAAUUUUACGAAUGCUUAACCGAUUUAAUUGGAAAAGAUCUGACUAUUCUCAAAAGUGAUGAAAAUAUCCCGAAUUUUGAAAAUGAGCAAGCUGAUACAAGUGAAAAUCAUGAAGGCCUUCAAAUGAACUCAAACAAAGAAAUUCAUACAGAAGAAUCAGAUGAUUCAUCUGCAGAAAUUAAGAAAAGACAACAAAGAGAAUUGGAAGAGUUUCGAGAGGAAAUAAACAGAAAGCGAGCAUUACGUCAACAAUGUAUAAAGAAAUUGCGAGACGAGCUUAAAGAUUUGAAUGAAAAGUUAUCUUAUCAAAUGAUGAUUAAUGAACAGUUGCGUGAGUCAAUUGAUAAUCGAAGCGAUGAUGUGGUAACAAAUGAUGUUAAUGUUGAGAAUAAAAAUUUAAAAAUGGAACUAGCUGAAUGUCAGAUGUACUUGCAGAAAGUAAAUGGAGAAAAUCUCACUGUAAAUAUUGAAAAUCAAGCAUUAAGAGAUCACAUUCGUUCAUUAAAAGAAGUUAAUAAAGCUAUGAAAGAAAUGUUGGCAAUUCGCGAAUGCCAAGUUGAUCAAUUAAAAUCGAAACUUGAUGAGAUAGAAAGUUCAUUUUGUGACAAGGAAGCAACAAUAUUGUCGACAGAUCUCAAACAAGAAUAUCAAAGACAGUUAGAAAAUAUACGAAGCAUGCGUUCGUUGUACGAAGAAAGAACCAAUUUAUUGCUUCAAGAGAAUAAUAUGCUCAAACAGCAACUUGGUGAUAAGGAGCAUGACCUAGAGACCGAAAUUGAAAAAUCUAAAAAUUUUGAGGAAUACAUUGCAACAUUAGAAAGUAAUUUAAACGUAAAGAACGAUGAUAUUGCAAAUUUAGAAAAUCAAAUUACUCUUCUUAAAUCUGAAAAGCUCCAAAUCAAUGAAGAGAUGAAUGCUGUUAAUCAGCUUAUAUCCCAAAUUCUUUUUGAUUUUAAUGCUACUGGAAACAAUGUAAACUUUGACAUGCUUUAUAGCAUGCUGGAAGAAAAUAGAGAUUUUCUAAAAGAAAUGGCUUUAAAGGAAGAUUAUGGAGGAAUUGAUGGUGGUUCCUUUUUACCCAGAAUGCUUUACGAUCUUUUUCUUCAAGUCAAUCAAAAGUCAGAUGAGAACUCAUGUGAAAAUAUUGAAGCUCAAAGAUCUGUCAGCAGUCCAGAAGACAUAGCAUUAAAACUACCCAAGGUCUUUAGAAUAUUGAUUGAGCUGUUAAAUCACCAUCAAAACAAUAAUCAGAAAGACGAAAAUAAAGAAGAAGAUGAAAAGAGUAAUGAGAAAUCUGUUCUAGAUGAUUGUUAUAAAUCAGUUCCAACAUCGUCUGGUUCGCAAGCAGUAUUGAGUGUUAGCAAAACUUUUAUAAAACUUCGUGAUUUAAUUUUUGAAAAGCGAUCCUUGCAAAAAGAUACAACAAGAUUAAAAACCCUUUAUUCACAUUUGGAACAGCGACUUGAUAAGCAAGAAAAGAAAUUGAGUUCUGUUAGUUUAGAGUUAACGAAAACGUGGCAUUUAGUUGGAAAAAUUAAAAGACAACACAGACAACUUCAUACUCACGAGCAGAUCUUGUGCUAUCAACUUCAGCAAAAAAGACGAGUACUCAAUGAACUAAAGGCUGAACUAGAAUAUUGUAGAAAGAAAUGGGCACUGGCGCGUGCUAUCAAUAAGGAAUCCGAGAAACAAUGUAAAGAAUUAAGAGAUGAAUUUAUAUCAAGGAAGAUUCAAGAUCAAAACUCUGCAGAAAGUGGAUAUAGUGAUGAUCAUGCCUCUGACGGUGAUGAAUGUGAAAAGAAAAAUAUUACUUGUGAAAAUGAUAAGGCACGAUUUGAAAGAAAUUUAUCAGAAUUUUAUAGAAUUCCACUUUAUCUGAUUGAUUCUGAUCGAAGAAGAAGCUUAGAGCUUCCAAUUUUAUACCAAUUAUUUCCUGUUGAUAUUUCAAUUACUCCACCCCGUGCACAAAGUGAACCUCCAGCUGAUUUUGACUUAAAAGAACAUUUUGAUAAAAUCUACUUAUUACCAGAACAAGAUUGCGAUGAAAAGUCUGAAAUUUCAUGUUCAAUUGUUGAAGUAGAACAACAUCUUGAAAACCUCAAUGGUGACAGUGUUUUAGUUACUUUACCACCAGAUGUUCAUGAAUUAAAGAAAAAUGAAACUAAACCGAAAAUCAAGAAUGAUUUACAAAAGUCAAAAAAACACAAAAAGAAAAAAAAUGCCAUUUCAGGAACAGAAUCAGCCGAAGAUAUGUUCAAAAGAUUAACUAGAUCAAUAAAUGGCGAAAUUUCGACAACGACUGAAGAAAUUGAUGAGGAGCUUGAAAAUAUUGAAGAAAUUCCUAUGGAUAUUGUAGAUACGAUCCAAGAAACUUGUCCAGUUCAAAACGAAGAAAAAAUAUCAUCAGACAAUACAGACAUUCAAAUGGAAUGUGAAAAGCAGGAAACUUUUAAUCCAACAACAUCAGCAGAAGAUGAUUAUUUAAAAACAAGGGAAGCUCGAUUAGCUCGUCUUGAAGCUGAAACUAAAGAAUUUUAUGAAAAAAUGACUCGGAAUAAAGAAAAACGAAUUGAAUUGGAUAAUCGUUUAGCUAAUGCGCAUAAAAGUUUUCUUGAACGCCAAAAGGAUAAAUCUGAAAACGUCAAUAGUCAAUCUUCAGAUUCUUCAGAAGACUCCAAGCCAAAUAAUGAUUUAAAUGACGAAAACAAAACUGAUGAUGUCGAUGACAAUGAUGAAAAUUCAACAAUAUAGUUCAUACAAAAAUUGUAGCUGAUAUUGAUAUUAUUUCACAUUAACUUUGUGAUUUGAUCAUAUUAAAAUGCUCUUUUUGGUUAUUAUAGAAAUUCAAAAUUUUAAAUUUCUACGAAAUUUAUAAAACAA